CUGUGACGUAGGCGGCCCCUCCUCCUCCUGCCUCGAGGCUUGAGCGCUGCCACGUGCUUCUGGUCUGUUACGUCGCUUCUAGUUUGCCCCCUGCGGGAACCGGCAGGAAGGAAGAAGCAGCAGUAAAAAAAAAAACGAGCCUGGACCGCCCUGACCGCCUCUCCCUAAAGAACGAACGAAACGAAAAAAUGUGUGCUGGUUAGUUCGGGGCAGAUGCAUUGAUUUUCCUCGCUUCGUGCUUGAACUGAGCUAGGACAGGCUCCUUUCCUAGGUCCACAUAAGGGAAAGAGGGGAGAACAGUCUAACUUGCUUGAAACUAGCAAAAUGGAGCCACCCCCAUAUCCUAGAUAUGGCUCCCACUACUGGAAUUCAUCUCCCAGAACUCCCUAUCCAAGUCCGUAUCCUGUUGGACCACAGCUCCAAGGCCAGGGAAUUGAUCCUUCCUACACAAAUGGUGUUUAUGGCACUACAUACUCUACUCCUGGGACAGGGCCACCAUAUCCCAAUCUCCCACAAUCAAAUGCCUACUAUUCCUCAGGGCAUCCUCAUGCCCCUUAUUCCACAGAGUCUCCUAAUGUAUUUAGAUCUCCAUCACCAGCUUCUAACUGGAAUUACCCACUGCCAGACUGCCCAGCUGAAGGUUCCAUGGUGAGGAGGCAAGUACCAGGAUACUCCCCUCCCCAGACUCCAAACUUUCCAGUCCCACCCUAUCCUUAUGGCGAUUGCAAUCACAGCAUUGCACAGCAGAGGCCACCACCACCUCAGCCUAGACUUCAGGAUACAGCUUGGCGGCCUCCUGGGGUUUACGGAAUGCAUCCUCCUUAUGGCUGGCCUUCUGCCCCAGUAGGACAUGGGAAUCAAUACAUUGCAGAAUCUUCUCCACCUUGGCUGGCCAGUAGAGUAAUUUCUCCACAUCCUCCAAACAACAAUGCAAAGGACUCUUCUUAUAACCAAUUGGAGCAAGGAACUAACCAGCACGGCUACUUUCCUGAAGCCAAUCACUUGCCUUCUGGGACCAUGAAUGACUACAAGCCCUUGCAGCUUGACACAAAGCCAUCUGCUUCCAACCCCAAAGUGCAGUAUAGCGCACAGCCCCAGCUGUAUGAUAAUGUACAUAGGAAAUCAUCUGUGACUGUUGACCAUGGACCAAGUUCUAAAACCAACGUUCAGCCUCCAUCGGAGACAUCGGAUGUGCAGUCAGGUAUACAAAAGGUUUUACAAGUUAUGGAGGGUGUUGAGCAGUUGGAGGAAGAGGUGGAUGAAUUUGUGGGGAAAAAAACCGACAAGGACUACUGGCUGCUGGAGGAAAUGCUGACCAAGAAAUUGUUGGAGCUGGACUCUAUAGAGACAGGUGGUCAGGACAAUGUACGACAAGCAAGAAAAGAGGCUGUUCACAGAAUCCAGGCCAUACUGGAAGAACUGGAAAGAAAGGGGCUUUAAUGUAGGUAAUAGACCUAAGACCUAGUUCUGGAAUGCCCAGAGAUCUCUAGCUUUGUCCAAUUCUCAGCUCUCUUUACCAUCCAAAGCAAUAAGUGGGGACUUGCAUUUCGAUUUUAAAGUAACACAAUUGGUAGGUUGGAUGUGACUAAACAAAGCUGUCAGACCCGAAGUCUUACUUUGGUGAUCUUGCCAGUGAAUGCCAGAGAAAGGAUGAAAUUGUGACCCUGAUGAUUGAAGGCUGUUGCUAUUGUAGCCUCCACAGAUAUAGGCACAUUUUCUAGCCACAGAAGGAAAAUCUUUGGGUAAAAGACAUUUUGUUACUAGAGUGUGCAUCUCAGAAGAGAUCUCUUGGAGCACCUGGACUCAACAGCUCAGUCAACAUGUCAAACUUUGUAAGGUACAAAGACAUUUCAAUCGCAGCACAAUACCAGUAAACCAAGACUUCACUCUCCUUAGCUUCUCUUGUUGUGUAUUAUUUAUACCUUCUAGCCAUAGAGACUGUGUAGUGUUAGGUAUCUUCGGGGGUACAUUCUGUUAAAGUGCAGCCACACUGAUGAGCCAGUCGGUAGGGGAACCAAAACAAACAGUUCUUUCAUGCUAUAUUUUCUUCUGUAUCAUGCAAGUUUAAUCCACAAUGAUUUUUUAUGGGGUAGGCAGGAGAUGCUUUGAUUGCUGCCACAUGCAAGUAACAGACUGAUUGUAGGAAGGGACAAAUGCACUUAAUUGUGAUGUCAUUUCAUAUGUUGCAGUUUUUUGUAUUCCACUUUAAUCUUGUAACUGAUUCUGUAUGAUCAGCUUUUAUCUAUAGGAGACAGAUAAGGCUACUGCUGUGAAUCUUUAGUUCCUCACAAAGUGGUCCUUGUGCCAAAACACAAGAAAUAAACCAUUAUGAGUUUUAAAACAUGCACUUAUUGCCAGAUGUUUUCAAAAACGAACAGCAUUGGUGUAUCGCAUCAUUAAAAAUGAUAAAUUGGGUAUUAAA
Molecule: messenger RNA, 2422 nt
Organism: Rhineura floridana
Lineage: Eukaryota; Metazoa; Chordata; Lepidosauria; Squamata; Rhineuridae
Gene: BAG4
Product: BAG cochaperone 4
Exons: 5
Coding region: 325-1440 (371 amino acids)
Biological process (GO): protein stabilization
Cellular component (GO): cytoplasm; nucleus; membrane
Molecular function (GO): adenyl-nucleotide exchange factor activity; protein-folding chaperone binding
Source: RefSeq, a predicted model, not a curated record